UUUACUUCAGAAACUCAAAUGAUACACUUGGCUCUACAGUUCAAGAUGAAUUGAGUCUUUCAAACGAUUAAGAAGAAAAGUCAGACGUCAUGUGAAAAUUUACGCCGAAGCGACAAAGGGAGAGCAACUAGUACUCAAGAAAAGAUUAUCACAAAUGACGUCAUCGCCUAUUGAUGAAAGCGGCGCUAUUAAAUUGAGAACAUGUUAACUUUUCAACUACAUAGAUAGUUGUGACACUUAUAAUUCAUAUCAUGUCACGUGAUACGCUAGAUUUUUUGCAUCAUACCGAGAGGAAAUACACAUUGUUAAAUUGGAUUCUGGACAAGUGCUAAUAGAUAACAAAUUUAACAUGUGCACUACACAAGAUCAUAUCAAGAUGACUACAGAACAAUUACUGGAUGUCAGUGAUACGGUGUACAUUGCUUUCGACUUAAUAUUAAAUUGCUUUUUGUCCUUGUUGCUUGCUAUGCUAGGUUUUGUUGGUAAUAUCCUGAAUAUUUGUGUUUUGUCUCAACAAGGAAUGAGAGAUACAACUAAUCUACUGCUUCUUUAUCUGGCUGUCUCAGAUUUGAUCUUUUCUUUUUUAACUCUUGUUUAUAGAAUUCCAAAUGUAGUUUUUUAUUUUGAUAAACAUUUAUCUGUUUCUUUAAAAUAUUGCUACUUUCAGGUUCUUGAUUCCAUUAAACUUUUAUCUUUGUUUUGUAGCACAUAUUUUAUCACAAUGUUAUCUGUAGAAAGAAUGUUUGCUGUUUGUUUUCCAUUUCAAGUUUCUAGAAUUGUAACACGUUUUAGAAUCAAAAUAACUGCAAUGUGUAUAACUGUAAUACUUUUUCUAUUUCUGUCUCCUAUGUAUGGUUUUGCAUAUCUAGACACUGCCAUUGUAGACAAUGUCACUGAAAUAUGGAGAUAUGGAACACCUUUUUAUUUUGAUAAUUAUUCAUUUUUUUCAACUUUCUAUCUAAGUAUAUUUAUAAAUGUUUAUAGUAUGGGUAUUCCAAUUAUCAUUAUAACCAGUUGUACAAUAAUGACAAUAAUAAAAGUCAAGACGUCAUAUCAAACUAUACAAUGCAUGUCUGACACAGUACGAGUAAAACGGGUGCAAGAAAUUAGGUCAGUUAAAAUCAGUUUAUUUUUGUCGACUUUUUUAAUCCUGUUUGUCAUAGUUCCUCCAGGAAUUAUUGAAACGUUAUUGUUUACACGAUAUUCUGAUUUACGUUUAACCCUCAAGUCUGUAGAACUAUUGAUUUCUUCGGAACAAAUGAUUUAUGUACUGAACUCUUCAUUCAAUUUUAUUGUGUAUGUUAUUACUAGUCCUAAAUUCGCAAAGAAAGUAAAACAAAAAUUAUGUGAUUGGAAAUAGUAAAAAAAAAACUAUAUUAUAUACUUUCUGUCAUUCUAGCUACAUACGUUUCCUUUUUUAAAGAGAGAAAAAUCUAUUUAGUAUGCAUAUAAGUUAAAACAACAAUUAAUAAGUAGUGUUUUUAUAUUGGUACCACUAUGCUAAAGGGAAACGUUUCCUUGUUGAAGCUUUGAAAUUUAAAUUACCCUUAUACAAAACAAUUUAAUCAAUUAGAUAAUCAUUCAAUAACAUCCUUUAUGCCAGGUUCCCAUUUAACUAUCUAUACUAUAAAGUAUAAAGUAAGGCGCAUGUAUGUAUGUAUAUAUGUAUGUAUGCAUGUAUGUGUUAUGAAAAUUAUGUUCUGUAUCGGUUAUCGUUCUUAUGUUAACAUGUGCUUA
Biomphalaria glabrata is the source of this 1737-nucleotide messenger RNA. RefSeq names its product probable G-protein coupled receptor B0563.6. Gene Ontology annotation, cellular component: membrane. Bases 350 to 1360 code for a protein of 336 amino acids. Gene Ontology annotation, molecular function: G protein-coupled receptor activity. Lineage: Eukaryota; Metazoa; Mollusca; Gastropoda; Planorbidae. Gene Ontology annotation, biological process: G protein-coupled receptor signaling pathway. The transcript is spliced from 2 exons. The record is from RefSeq and is a predicted model, not a curated record.